GCGCGAAAGGCUCAGCUGCGAGCGAAAGUCCCAGAGGCCCGAAAAAGUCCAGAUGGGGUUAGGGCCUGCCCUUCUCAGACCUUCGCCCACACAUUCCGGCCAGACGAUUUGCUCACGCUUAUUGCGCAGCUUCCAACUGGACCCUUGGUCGACCACACCCCGCAUUGAAGAGCUCUUUAACCUGUCCGGCGGCCGUCCAAUGUGAGGAUGAUGUCCUCUCUCAACUCGAAGGGGUCCAAGAUGGCCUCGAAUAUGUCGCACGGCGACGACGACGAUUCAGACGACGAGCACUAUGAGCACAACGUCGAAGACCACGACCAGCAAGACGACUCGGACGACGACGACAAUCCCUCGGGGCCGUCUGGGUCCAAGAAGUCGGGCGACAACGGUGCCACUCCUAUCCAGAAGCGGCGCAGAGUCACUCGGGCGUGCGACGAAUGUCGACGAAAGAAAAUCAAGUGCGACGGAAAACAGCCCUGCACCCACUGCACGGUAUACAGUUAUGAGUGCACAUACGAUCAACCUUCAAAUAGACGCAGAAACCCGGCCCCUUUCUACAUUAACCAACUCGAGUCUCGUCUGCAGCAGUCUACAGCCAUGCUCCAGAUCCUCAUGCCCGGCGUCGAUAUCUUCACACAGGGGUUCGACAUCAAUUCAUUCACCAGUAGGCUCAAAUCCUCAGCUUCACCGACUCUCCGCGAACUCGCCCUUGCCGCUCGACAAGCUGCCAACGGGCAGGUUCCGCAUACAGAACCAGCACCCGUCGAGCCCAUCAUGGGUAAUACUACUGCCGUGCUCGACAGCCCGGCGUCGAUUUCUUCAACCUCGUCUGGUACGCCCGCCACUAGCGCGCAGGAUACAAAUAUCGAGUCUAUGGUGGUUUCUCUCGGACGACUGGAUGUAGACGAGACCGGUCAUCUCGAUUACGUGGGCCACUCCUCGGGCCGCGCAUUCCUCCAGCAUGUGCGCGCCAGGUUCCUCAAUAAUCACCCUGAUGCUAUUCCCGCCGAUCUGCCGAAGCAGAACCUCUAUGCGACAAGUCCAGUCGGAAAUACUCCGCCUGGAUUCCCCUACCCGGACUCUCCUUCUGAUCUAUACUACUACCAGCAAAUGGCCGAGUUCAAAGUUAUAUUACCUUCGAAAGAAGUGGCCGACACAUACAUCAACGCCGUUUACGACCAGGCUUUUAUCAUUACGCAUUUUGCGCAUCGACCAUCCUUUACUCGACGAGUAGAGGAGCUAUAUGCCACAGAUCCAGAUGACUACACGCCCACCCAGAUCAGCUUUCUGCCUCUUGUUUAUUGCUAUCUGGCGGUCGGUGUAUUGUUCGGCAGAGAUACACGGGAUCCUUCAUCAGAUGAGAUGAUUGAUUUCUCAGAAGGUUACAUGUACUUUGUCGCCGCCAGAAAUAUGAUGGACAUUACCGACGCCCGUGAUACUGAUGCUAUCCAGGCUGUCGGGCUGAUGGUGGUCUUCUUACAGACAACUGCUCGCCUCUCGACAUGUUACUCCUAUAUCGGCGUCGCCUUGCGUGCGGCCCUUCGUCUAGGACUACAUAGGAAGGUAUCAUAUCGGUUUAACCCCAUCGAGGCCGAGGUUCGCAAGCGGUUGUUUUGGGCGAUAUAUAAGAUGGAUAUUCAUAUUUCUGCGAUGCUGGGUCUGCCACGCUGCAUCUCUGAGGAUGAAAUUGAUCAAGAGCAACCGCUCGAGAUCGAUGACGAAUACAUCACAGAGACAAAGAUCCUACCUCAUCCUGUGGGUACGAUGGCCAAGCAAACUGUUGGUAACCAGCACACAAAACUGAUGGCCAUUCUCACACGCAUCGUGGAGGAUGUGUAUCCUGUCAAAUUCCGCUCUGCAGCAGCUCAAGAGGGACGUCCGGCCAACAGCGUCAGCUACGCCAAGGUCGUGGAGCUCGAAAAUGAUUUGCAGACGUGGCUUGAUGCGUUGCCGAUGGAACUUCGACCUGGUGUCGAACCUCCGCCACAGUGGCUGCAAGCCAACAGGCUGCUCAAUAUGGCGUUCUGCUAUGUCAAAAUCAUUCUCUAUCGGCCAUUUAUACAUUACGUCGGUCAGAAGUACCGCAGCUCGAUGACGGAUCAGCGGCCGUAUGCGUGUGCUGCAAACUGCAUCUCUACCGCCAGAAUUGUCGUACACUUGGCCGAUGAUUUGAUCCGCAGAGACGUACUGAGAGGUGCCCAUCUCUUCAGCGUGUAUACUAUCUUCUUCUCCGCCGCGGUCUUAGUUUACUAUGUACACGAAGAUCCUUAUAAUCCCCAUGUCAAGGAGUUUCUUCGCGAUGCUGAACUGGGCAAGACUGUCAUCAACCACCUCAAGGGCCGCAGCACGGCUGCAGCUCGAACAUAUGAGCUGCUGUCAGGUCUCUUCCAGCUCCUAGACCAGCACAUGGCUACCAUCGGAGUGAACAAUAUUCUGCACCAAGAAGAUACCAAGCGCAAGCGACAGACCGACGGCCAGCCGUUGUACAGAACUGCCAGUGGUACGAUGAUCCAGCGGACAUUUGCAAAGCCGUCGAUGAUGCGAUUUGGAAACAACGCCCAACAGCAGCAAGGGUCUACAGCAUCAGGAGGGGUGUUUAUGCCCAAGCAGCGCACUAGUUCGAUGACGUCAAACUCGAGCGACAAGUCAAAGAAGAAAUCUGUGCCGUCUGCUUCUUCUGCUGCUAUGGCGUCGUCGUCUUCGCGUCAAUCAUCCGCUCCUCCUCUGCUGCCGUUGUCGGUUUACGAGCAGCAACCUCACAGUAGUAAUCCGGUCCCUCGGUUCCCAGCCGACCUCAAACUGCCGGCGCGGGGCCCUGCGGAGUCGCCGACUGCUCAGAUGCCCACCGGUGGCUCGGACGAUAGUCCUAUGCGGGGUCUCUCACACUCAAAUACUUUCCCGGUAUUUGACCAGUCCCAAUCCGCCGAUCUUACAAUGUCCUCGCCUGACAAUAUGUCGAUGAAUCAGGGCUCGUACGACGACUUCCUCAUGUACACCGACUCUAUGAACAAGAACGCCGUGAACUACAGCCCGCAGCAGCCUGGACCGUUGGAUGUGGAUAUCUCAGAGAUGAGCACGUUCACGUCGUCGAAUAUUGACACUACCUUGUACUUUCCAUCUCUGGGAGAUGUUGCUCAAUCCGGCGACGAGACGAUGAUGGGCCAGUCGAUGGCUCCACCGAUGAACAGUUCGGCGGACGCGCAGGCGCCGGCUCCCGUCAACGAUAUCACGGCCGAUUUCUCGAGCUACGACGGGUUGUCUCUCGACGGCUUGAUUCCGAGUACGGAAAAGUACGCGUCCGACAAGCUCGAAGCGCAGAUGUUUGGUCGAUAUUUCCCGUCAUAUACGUACGGUGAUCAAAAGCCUCAAGAGACGUCGCCGGAUAUCCCACAGGUUGUACCGCAGCCACAAGAGCAGAGACAGCCAGCGGUGCAACGAGAACGGCAGCAACAGCAGCCGCAGCCGCAGCCGCAACAGCAGCAACAGCAGGCCUGGCAACCGCUAACGACGGCAGACGGCGGGGCAGCUGGUGGUGACGAGCUUGCAGGAGGCUCGGACUUUCUUUCGAAUUGGGACGAGUUUUUGGCGAAUAACGCUGAUCUGUCUAGUAUCAAGCUAGAAGACCCGAAUUGAUUCCGAGCUGCCAAAGUCAGAGAGGUAGAGAGAGAGCGAGAAAAAGAAAGCUGUUUGAAUAUGGCUUUUGGUGAAACAAGAUACGAAGAUUCUAAUACAGUAAUUUGGCGGUGAUAAUCUUUCGAUCUUUGUAUAUAUAUUGAAGCUAUUUCUUUAGUAUUUUGUAUGAUUCUUUUUUUCAUCUUUUCAUAUUCAGAGUUGCGCGCGCGUCGCAUUUUUUGUCCGGGUUUACAGUACGCCAUUUAGUUGGAGGAGUAAUAAUUUUAUCUUCAU
Myxozyma melibiosi is the source of this 3906-nucleotide messenger RNA. Its product is annotated as fungal-specific transcription factor domain-containing protein. Bases 208 to 3633 code for a protein of 1141 amino acids. Gene Ontology annotation, cellular component: nucleus. Lineage: Eukaryota; Fungi; Ascomycota; Lipomycetes; Lipomycetales; Lipomycetaceae. Gene Ontology annotation, molecular function: zinc ion binding; DNA-binding transcription factor activity, RNA polymerase II-specific; sequence-specific DNA binding. The record is from RefSeq and is a predicted model, not a curated record. Gene Ontology annotation, biological process: DNA-templated transcription; positive regulation of transcription by RNA polymerase II. The transcript is spliced from 3 exons.